This is a messenger RNA of Benincasa hispida (wax gourd), 405 nucleotides long. The record is from RefSeq and is a predicted model, not a curated record. NCBI's taxonomy places the organism in Eukaryota, Viridiplantae, Streptophyta, Magnoliopsida, Cucurbitales, Cucurbitaceae.
AUGACCACAAACAUAGUAGAAUACCUUAAUCUAGUGCUAAAGGAUGCUCGAGAACUCCCCAUCACAAAGCUGUUAGAGCACAUACAUGAGUGGUUACAUGGAUGGUUCUACAUUCACCGCACAAAUGUAGUUUCUGAUUAUGCAUUUGAUAUUUUGAAGGUUGAGGAAUUGAAAUCUAGAACGUACCGUGUUUUCCCGGUUGACAUGCAUGUAUUCAAUGUAGAUGAUGGACGUUUGGGUGGGUUGGUAGAUCUUCAUGCACGUACGUGUAGUUGCAUGGAAUUCAAUUGUCUAGAGAUUCCUUGUUCAUAUGCAAUUGUUGCGGCUGCACUGUGGCACAUAAAUGUCCAAACUCUAUGUGCAAAGUGGUUUACUGUUGAAUGUGUCCUUGCUCCAUACGCAUAA